AUGAAUCUGGAGCACCCUGAUCACGACGAUUUUGAAGUCGUCUCUCAGGACAGUCGGUUUGGCGGAUUCGAGGUGCUCAAGCAUAAAGAACGUAGCCUAGCGUCAUUCUCGCAGAAGGCUCACUCCCCUCGCAGGAUGGAGUUGCAGAAGCAUGUUAUGGCGGACAAGGUCUUUGGAACGGUCUACCCAGUGUACACCCGUGACGGGCGCAAGUGGAUUCUCAUGUGCCGCACACGAAUAUAUACGCGCGGGUCGUUCACCGGCCCCGGCGUUCGUGGUCACUAUCUCCACCUCCCUAAGCACCAUAGGAAAGCGAGUCGUGAGGCAUUGGGAAUCUGGAAGGUUGACGGUCGUGCUUGGAAGGUCUAUGAGAAAGAUGGCCAGUACCAGAAGUUGAUGGACGACUACCUUCGCGCAGAAGUAGAUGCUGGACUUCCGAUGGGCAAAUUCUCCUUCUUGAAAGGAACUGUCAAACGAUCCAAGGCACCGACCAAUGGUUUUGUUCUAGAGACGGAGUGGAUGGAAGGAGCCAACUUCCAAAAGGGUUCGUUCAAACAGGCCCUGGAACGUGGAGAGAUUCCUCACGAGAAAGCUACGGAUGAUUACGGCAGGACGAAGGGUGGAUGUGAUGCCGCCAACGUAGUGGGCCUGAAGGACUGCCAGGGAUUUGUGAAGGCCGGUAUUCGCGAGCCACUUCGCUUCAUUGAUGUCCAUACAUCAUGGAACCAGAGGACAAAGAAGUUUGACCAUAGCGAGGAGGCACAGGCACUGGUAGACGUAAUCGACACAUGGGGUACAAAGUAG
Postia placenta MAD-698-R-SB12 is the source of this 804-nucleotide messenger RNA. RefSeq lists its product as hypothetical. NCBI's taxonomy places the organism in Eukaryota, Fungi, Basidiomycota, Agaricomycetes, Polyporales, Adustoporiaceae. The record is from RefSeq and is a predicted model, not a curated record. The transcript has 5 exons. The coding region runs from base 1 to 804 and encodes 267 amino acids.